AUGACUGGUCGGCUGCCGGCGGUCGUCAUCGACAACGGCACAGGCUACUCCAAGCUCGGCUACGCCUUCAACUCGGAGCCGCAGUUUAUCAUCCCCACCGCACUAGCCGUUCGGGAGCAAGCCGGCCGCCAGGGGCUCGAGAAGGGCCGCAUAGACGACCUCGACUUUUUCAUUGGGGACGAGGCUCUGUCGCCGGCGGCUGCGACCUAUUCAUUAAAAUACCCGAUUCGCCAUGGUAUCGUCGAAGACUGGAACCUGAUGGAGCGCUUCUGGGAGCAGGCCAUCUUCAAAUACCUGAAGGCCGAGCCGGAGGAUCAUUACUUUCUACUGACCGAACCCCCGCUCAACACGCCCGAAAAUCGCGAGCUGACCGCCGAGAUCAUGUUCGAGACGUUCAACGUGCCCGGGUUGUACAUUGCUGUUCAGGCCGUUCUCGCGCUCGCCGCCUCAUGGCAGUCUCAAGACCUCGAAAAGCGCUCACUCACUGGCUUGGUAAUUGACUCUGGUGACGGUGUGACGCAUUGUAUCCCGGUUGCUGAGGGCUACGUCAUCGGCUCCUGCAUCAAGCACAUUCCAAUCGCAGGCCGCGACAUCACCUACUUCAUCCAGUCGCUGCUGCGUGACCGCGAGACGCAGAUCCCACUCGAGCAGACGUUCGAGGUGGCCAAGGCGAUCAAGGAGCAGUACUGCUACGUGUGCCCCGACAUCCUCAAGGAGUUUACGAAGUACGAGACGGACGGCUCGAAGUUCAUCAAGACGUACACCAGCGUCAACAAGAUCAACAAGCAGCCGUUCACGUGCGACGUCGGCUUUGAGCGCUUCAUCGGGCCCGAGAUUUUCUUCCAUCCAGAGUUCUCCAACUCUGACUUCACGACUCCAAUCUCCGAGGUCAUCGACAAGGUCAUCCAGCAGUGCCCGAUCGACGUGCGCCGCGGCCUCUACGAGAAUAUCGUGCUCUCCGGCGGCAGCACCAUGUUCAAGGACUUUGGCCGCCGCCUCCAGCGCGACAUCAAGCGCAUGGCCGACGCAAGGAUUCAGAUGAGUGAAGCGCUGUCGGGCGGUGCCCUAAAGGCGAAACCCAUUGACGUCUCGGUGAUCUCGCACAAGAUGCAGCGGUACGCCGUCUGGUUUGGAGGCUCGAUGCUGGCUUCUACGGCCGAAUUCUACCAAGUGGCACACACGAAGGCCGAGUACGACGAGAAGGGCCCCUCCAUCUGCCGGCACAACGCCGUCUUCGGCGCCCUCACG
Mesorhabditis spiculigera is the source of this 1248-nucleotide messenger RNA. The record is from the annotation of a GenBank genome assembly. NCBI's taxonomy places the organism in Eukaryota, Metazoa, Nematoda, Chromadorea, Rhabditida, Rhabditidae.